Molecule: messenger RNA, 606 nt
Organism: Didymodactylos carnosus
Lineage: Eukaryota; Metazoa; Rotifera; Eurotatoria; Philodinida; Philodinidae
Source: the annotation of a GenBank genome assembly
AUGGACAAGAUGCAGCUCGACAGUUGUUUCAACCAGUCAUUAUGUGCCGAUAUUGUCUCUGUUGUUGCAAUGGCAUUAACUAAUACAACAGAAAUGUUACACUAUCGUUUAUUCAGUUCCAGUGAAGAUAUUGAUCCAUGGGGACAUGAAUAUAUUAUACAUUUAUCAGCUGAAAUAGCAUCUGAAUUGAAAAAAGUCGAUCCUACACAAAAAUUAUCAGUAUUAGCUAAGCGAAUUAUAACAUUGUUAAUAAAACAUAAUGCUGUACAUGAAAUGUGUCAUUUGUUAAUGGAAAUUGAAGAAUCAGGAUUGAUUCAUCGUGUUAUUGACAAACAUAUAUAUGAACGUGUUUGCAUAUGUUUAAAAAGGUACGUAAAUUUCAAACUUGAAAAUCGAACAACGAAUGAUGAUACAUCGACAUCAAAUGUUGUUCAAGAACAACAAGAACAAUUGACAAAUUCAGAUGAACAAACGAAUCACACUGAAAUACCCAUAGAAGUGACAUUUUCGAUAUUAAAUCAAGUCUCACGACAAUGGAUUAAUGAAGAGAAAGAAUGGCGAGAAAAGAAAAUUCUAAUCGAUGAAUCCGAUUCAAUAAAAGAUUAA